UUGGUGUUUUUCUUUGGCCACCCACCUAAUUCGCAUCCAUCAUCUCUCUGUCUGUAUAGUAUAGAGAGUUUCUUUCUGUCUUUCAAAUCCUUAAAAAACCUAGAAGGACACCAAAGUCUCUCUUACUCCAAAAGCAUUUUAGCCUUUGAGAUUUUGAUAUAAUUAUCAGAUCCUUGCUACUGAUGCUAGGGCUUUUUUCUCCUUUCACUCAUAUUAAAUUACCUUUUUGCCCCUUGGUGUUUAGGGCUCUAAUCUAAUCCUAUAGAUUAUAGACAUAUAAUAUAUGUAACUAAGAUCCUUGAUAUUACGAUACUAACUAGGAGGAAUCCCUUCUUCGUUCUUUACUAGUCCCGAUCGGUGAUGGAGAGAGAAUGUGGGUCGAAGGAGUUGUUCAGCAAAGAGGAGCUGCAAGAAAUAAGUCAAGUCCAUGUGGGAGACGAUUACGUCGAGGUGAUGUGUGGCUGCACCAGCCACCGUUACGGAGACGCAAUUGCGAGGCUUAGGGUUUUCUCAGAUGGAGAACUUCAAAUCACCUGCCAAUGCACUCCCGCUUGCCCCGAAGACAAGUUAACGCCUGCUGCCUUCCAAAAGCAUUCUGAGAGAGAGGCUUCUAGAAACUGGAGGAACAAUGUGUGGGUGUGCAUCGAGGGAGACAAGGUUCCGCUUUCAAAGACAGUGUUACUCAGAUACUAUAACCAAUCAUUAAAGAAAUCCAACGGAUCAAAAAUCAUUCAUCGGGAUGAGUUUGUUGGGUGCAGCAGAUGCGGGAAGGAAAGAAGGUUCAGGUUGCGGAGCAGAGGGGAAUGUCGGGUGCACCAUGAUGCAAUGGCAGAGCCCAAUUGGAAGUGUUGUGAUUAUCCAUAUGACAAGAUAACAUGCGAGGAGGGGGAAGAAAGAGGAAGCAGGAAAGUAUACAGAGGAUGCACUCGCUCUCCAUCCUGCAAAGGCUGCACUUCUUGCUGCAAGCUCUGUCGUUUCUCUGAUUGUAACUGCCAGACUUGCCUCGACUUCACCACCAACACACCCAACUCAUUUGACUUCUAACUUAAAUUCUUCUGCAAAACACUUGUAUUGUAUGGUGGAUGCUCUGUAUUUUCUUUAAUCAUUAGCUUGUUGCACCUGUUAUGUGACUGGGAAAACAAAGUAGGAAACACAAACAAGUCGGGCUUGAAAAGCUAAUUUAGCUCGCACUACGAGAACAUGCAGCUCAUCUAAUUUCAACU
Camelina sativa (false flax) is the source of this 1223-nucleotide messenger RNA. Its product is annotated as protein ULTRAPETALA 2. NCBI's taxonomy places the organism in Eukaryota, Viridiplantae, Streptophyta, Magnoliopsida, Brassicales, Brassicaceae. The record is from RefSeq and is a predicted model, not a curated record. Gene Ontology annotation, molecular function: DNA binding. Gene Ontology annotation, cellular component: nucleus; cytosol.